Messenger RNA from Branchiostoma floridae (Florida lancelet), 3333 nucleotides. RefSeq lists its product as uncharacterized. Gene Ontology annotation, molecular function: protein binding; extracellular ligand-gated monoatomic ion channel activity. NCBI's taxonomy places the organism in Eukaryota, Metazoa, Chordata, Leptocardii, Amphioxiformes, Branchiostomatidae. The transcript is spliced from 15 exons. Bases 186 to 2840 code for a protein of 884 amino acids. The record is from RefSeq and is a predicted model, not a curated record. Gene Ontology annotation, cellular component: membrane. Gene Ontology annotation, biological process: monoatomic ion transport.
AUUUGCUGGUUCUGGCGGUUUAUUCUAGUAACGCUGAAGAGAAGUGACGGAUGUCACUCAAAACGUCCGAAAGUAAUCUCUACAUCUCAUCCAGUUGUAGAGAUUGAAUUGUCUUUAACUAAUGCUGCAACUGUUUCUGCCACUCUAUUAGUCGUCCUUGUGUCAAACUUGACCAGACUAAAAACAUGUGGUUGUGGACACUAGCGUUGGUCAGUUCGGUCGCUUGUUGUCUGCUAUUCAGUGGCGUUUCUUCCCAAACACUUUGCGAACGCCUGGAUGGUGAUAGUGGGACGUUCAACAGCUCCAACUACCCAAACAACUACCCUGACGACCACGAUUGUCGGUACGAGAUAUCCGUCACUCCGCCGAACGUCGUCCGACUUACCUUCCUGGAUUUUGACGUUGAAGACAACUAUGAUUACGUCUACGUGUAUGCCGGGAACACAACUGAAUCCAAAUUUCAGAUAGCCAAGCUGACUGGGUCAAGCACACCCGGACCAGUGACGUCAUCAGGGAGCGUCAUGACUAUCCGACUGGUCUCUGAUAGGUCACAAAACGGGAAGGGAUUUCGGGCCAACUUCACAGCGGAAGAUAAAGUAUACGCAGCGUGCAAGGUUGGCCAGUACCGGUGCGAUGACGGAGUGACCUGUAUACACGCCUGGAAACGGUGCGACGGUAACAAUGACUGCAUGGACGGCAGCGACGAGGGCCCCGGGAAUUGUGCAUGCCAAGAUCUUCCACCACUAAGCUAUUGCAGAGGACUUGAGUACCAAAAAAUGACACUUCCUAACCCGCUCAACUACAACCACGCCACGGUAGCCCAGGUUAGAAACUCAGCAGUCUUCAUGAACCUCACCGCCCUAGCGGAGUCGGACUGUCACCCCCGGGUCAGAGACCUGGUCUGCGCCACCAUUCUUCCGCGCUGUGAGACCAGACCGACCCUGAGACAGCAGCUACCCUGCCGGUCAUGGUGUGAAGAGGUGAAGUACUCGUGUAAAGACCAAGCUUCCUGGGCUGUCUUCCCGAGCUGCGAGAUCUUCCCUUACACCAACUGUAACAACAUCCAGACGUCAACGACUCCAGAGGGUGCGGAGUGUUUCGAUGGGAAUGGUGUGAAUUACAGAGGAAACGUAUCAAGAGAUCCCAUAGCGAAGGUAAACUGUGAACCAUGGAAGGAUGACCCAGCCCACGUGAGAGCGCAUCCAUGGGCAAACCUCGUGGGAAACAAAUGCCGCAACCCUGACGUUGAUGAGGACAGGCCGUGGUGUUUCACUCCGAGUGGAUUUGAGUACUGCGACAUCAUUCCCUGCCAGAAGGAAGGGUGCAAAGAUCCGGGAAGCCCUCGCGGCGGAAAGCGGAGCCCCAUUCUGAAGUUCUACUGGCCUGGAGACAAGAUUACGUACACCUGUAACCCAGGGUUCAAGCUGAAGAAAGACUCCCCGCCCAACACUGCCCGGUGUGUCGUUAUUGAUAACGUAACAGGACUGGCCGACUGGGACACACCAAAAGCUCAAUGUGAAGUGGACCAAACCUUCAGGCUCCAGAAGGAGCUUCUGGACUCAGAUGUAUACAGCAAGGCGGCAUCUCCAACAAAUAGUUUGAAAAUAAAGGCAUAUGUUGUCAACGUCAUCAACUUGAAUGAAAAAGAAGAAACGAUAUUAGCUUCUAUCAAAGCUGAAUACACGUGGACAGACUCGCGACUGACAUGGAGCAGUAAAGAAUACGGGCAGUUAGACAGUAUCUUCACACUUGACGAUCAAGUCUGGAAGCCAACUUUGACACUUGAGAGAAAUGCUAAUACAGACUACAGCGGCGGGUUCCCUGCAUCAGAGGUGGAAAUAAAGAACACAGGGGGGGUCACCUGGCCCGUAGAGACUUUGACUACCACCACUUGUACACUGGACCCAUUCUUCUUCCCACAAGACAACAUGACAUGUGCAGUGUGCUGGAGAGCUGGGCAAGAGUACACUAUAGACUGUUCGGAUUCCACAACACACACAGACGGGAACUUCCUGACCUGCCAGAUUGCCGAGGCCAAACUUGUCACCGGACAGUGGCACGGAAAAACAACCCUUUCCGCCGUCAACAACACGGCCUGUCUGACUAUGACUCUCCAGCGGAACCCAACUUUUCAUUACUCCACAACCAUCUCUCCCUGUCUGAUUCUCAUUAUCCUCAUGAUCAUCACUUUCAUCAUGCCCAGUGACAAAGGCGACAAGAUUGCGUUCGGCGUGACCGUGCUGCUGUCUAUGGUGGUGUCACUAGUGGUCGUGACAGGCUUCCUGCCCGUGUCAUCUUCCCUACCAUUCAUCGCUUUGCUCAUCAUCGUGUGCAUGGCUCUGAUGGGGUUUUUCCUGAUGACCACUGUGUUUAUUCUCAUCCUUCACGACAAGAAGGGACCCCUUCCCGAGUGGGCAAGGACACUCUUCUUGAAGCACCUUGCAAGGGCCAUAUUGAUGGGAGACUUGACUAAAAACCUGGAACCAGAACGGCCAUCACGUCACAUCGUCAGCAGAAAAGUAGGAGACAUCGAAGGGAAUACCAACAAAUCCUUCAAGACGGAGAAAGACGAUCUUCCUAAGGGAGGAAACAACCAUAGUGGGUUUGAGGCCACCCUUAGUGGUUUGCAGGGAAGUGUGGAUGAACUGAAAAGCACCGUUCGGCAGUUAUCUGGUAGUCUGUCCCAGGCAGCUAGCGGCGAUGACGAUACCGAAGUUACGGAGUACGCUUUGUUGGCGGACACCCUUGAAAGGCUGAGCGUGGUUUUGUAUGUACUCGCCGUCAUCAUAGCUAUCCCAUGUACGCUACUCAUUGGCCGCCCGAUGGUCACUCCUAACUAAAAUCCUGACAAUUUUACCGGACUAUGACACGUUCAUAUUGUUUUUUCAUAUGAUAUAAUGAGAAGAACAAUGUUUAGAUGACAUUUGGUUCUUAUUUUUUACUUUUGGGCUUCGGCAAAUUGAAACAAAUGGACUUAAAAUGCACACGUAUUUCGAAGUUUACAUGCAUUUAGAAGGAGAUCAGGAGUAGUAGAAUUUUAAAAUCUGAUUAAGAAAUCAUUUUAUGGUAUGAUUUUGAGACUUAAGUCUUAGAAGUUGUAGAAUUCAUUACGUAAUGUUGAAAAUAUGGAAUUGCAAUUUAAAUCACAAGAAAAAUUGCACAUCUGCAGUAAAAUGUUUGGUAUGUAGUUUAUAUACUUUAUAAAUUUAUACACUAACAUUUUGUUUAGUGUCACUGCUGAUUGAAUGAUACUAAACCAUUGCUAUGUAAAUGUUAUGUUACGUUACGUUAUGUUAUGUUAUUUAAAGCAAGGUUAUGUUAUGUUUUGUUAUU